GCUAUCAAAUCACACUAACUGGAGGUCUAGAAGAUUUAGAAAGUCUACGUUCUAGGAUCGACGCGUUGCGCCAGAAUAGCACUCAGGAACGAUAUACGUUGUAAUACGGACAGUUUAGCAAACAAUUGAUUGUGUCGUUUACACGCCAUUAUGGAUUCGCUGGCGAAUUACGCUAGCGACGGCGAGAACAGUAACAAUUCGGACGACGUGAAGAUGCCAGAUCAAGCGCAGGAAGAGGCAAAUAGGAGGGCUAGCGAUGCUAAUUAUGACCCAGUACAAAUGGACAUGAGUGAGGAGAGCAACAACAACAAUUCGUCUAGAGAAUCCAGUAGCGAACACACAAAUAGUCCUUUAACGACGCAAUCUAGCUCGAGAACGGAAUCGUCUCGGGCUUUACCUUCUCCCUCAGACCAGAGGCGAACCGAUCACGAGAACCACACGAGUUCGAAAGACGAUCACAGGCGAGGAGACCGCAGCGAUCGGAGUCGUCAUUCAUCCGAUAAAAAUCGUCGUUAUGAUGAUCGAAAGCAACGUGAUAAUAGUAGUAAUCGCAGAGAUCGAAGUAAGGAUCGGAAAAGUCGAGACGAUGACAGAAGAUCAUCGCGGGAUGAUGACAAGCGCAAAACGUCCCUUGGAUCGUCCAGAGACGAGAAGAAUGACGAUAGAGAGAGGAGUGACAAGGAUCAUCAUAGGGACGACAAGAGGGAUCGUAAUCGUGACAGGGAUAGGCGCAGGGACCGCAACGAUCGGGACCGGGACCGGGAUCGAGAUCGGGAUCGAGAUCGGGAUCGGGAUCGACGACACUCUAGGGAUGAUCGGUCAAAGGAUCGACAUCGGGACGAGCGCUCAAGUUAUCACAAGGAAAAGGAUCGCACGCGGUCGAGAUCGCGAUCGAGAGAUCGCGCGCCGCUGUCGUCGUUUAGGGCAAUGAGCUAUCGAGAGGAAAAAGGUCGGAACAAGCUGGCCCAAUUGGAAAAACUAGGCAUAGAGCUGAAGCCACCGGAAGGUGGUGACUGUAUGCCGAGCGGCGUGCAGAGCGAACAAAAUUAUUACAAUCCGCUAGCGACGGCGACGCAGGGCAAGUACGCGGAGCAAAUCCAGAAGAGGAAGUUGCUGUGGGCAAAGACAAAACAAGACGACGGUAAUAGCACAUCGACUACGGCGUCCACUGCCAAUACAUGGAUGGGAACAACUUUCACGCACGAUCAGGAUGGAAAGGUAUCAGCCAAAUUUAAGCGACUGAUGGGUAUUAAGGGUGAUUUACCUAGCGCACCGACAGUGGGAGCCAAGCCGGAUAUUCUAAAGAAACAGGAAGAGAUGUUCAAUAAUAUGGAGCAGCAAUACGAAGUUGCACGCGCUACUACACACACGCAGCGUGGUGUAGGGCUGGGUUAUGCUACCAGUGGCUAUCAGUUUCCACGAUAAAGUGUACUGAAACCUCAUAUCUUGUUUAAUUACAUUUAGAUAUAGGUAUAUUUAAAUGUUACGUUCAGCAAUUUGAUGAUCUUAUAUUGAGUCUGGUUAUUUUUAAGUCUUUAAGUAAUGAUAGCGAGCUGCAACCGAAUUAGCUUCAAAGUUCACCAUAAAUAAAUGAAAUUAUAUAUUUGCGUGUUAUAAACACUAAAAAUAAAUUUAUUAAGAUUAUCUAGAAA
Linepithema humile (Argentine ant) is the source of this 1652-nucleotide messenger RNA. RefSeq names its product arginine/serine-rich coiled-coil protein 2. The record is from RefSeq and is a predicted model, not a curated record. Lineage: Eukaryota; Metazoa; Arthropoda; Insecta; Hymenoptera; Formicidae.